Messenger RNA from Austrofundulus limnaeus, 1170 nucleotides. RefSeq lists its product as uncharacterized. The record is from RefSeq and is a predicted model, not a curated record. Lineage: Eukaryota; Metazoa; Chordata; Actinopteri; Cyprinodontiformes; Rivulidae.
CCAAAUAUCCGUGGACUGAAGAUUUGGCUUCUCUUCCCAACAAUAGGCAAGCAGUAGAAGCUACAUUUCUCAGGACAGAAAAACAGUUGGCAAAGGAUCCAGAGUGGAGAUUGGCCUAUGCUUCACAAGUCCGUGAAAUGGUUGAUCGCAAAGCUGCAGUGAAACUGUCCAAAGAAGUACUACAAGAAUGGACUGGGCCAGUGUGGUAUAUAAGUCAUCUGAUUGCACUAAAUCCACAUUCCAUAUCUACUCCAGUGAGGCUAGUGUGGAACAGUAGCCAGAAGUACAGAGGUCUGAGCUUAAAUGACAUGCUGAUUAAAGGCCCUGAUGUUUUAAAUCCAAUUAGAGCUGUCCUGCUGAGGUUCCGGGCGGGUGUCUUUGCUGCUCUUGGUGACCUGUAUAGCUCAAGUUGCCAUGCGGGAGACUGCUAGCCUACCCCCAUUCACAAAAUUCAAAGAGGAGAAACGUGUGCUGGAGGAAGAUGUCUAUGUCGAUGACAUCCUGACAUCUCACAACAACCUUGACCACCUGAAACUCCUCACAUCCAACAUCGAGCAGAUCCUUAAAGCUGGAGGAUUUUUCAUGAAGCCCUGGGUCUACUCCAGUCAAAGUGAGAGGGAGGAGUCAAAGGAAGUUAACAUGGAGUUAAAGACCAUGAUCUUGCCUAACCAGCUCACUGAAAAAGAUAACAAAGCCCUUGGUCUGGGUUACACCGCUGAAGACGACAAGUUGCAUGUCAUGGUUGCGGUGAACUUUUCCAAGAGGAAGAAGAAAAUGCGCCUUGGACAAGACCUGCUGAGAGAAGAAGUAAAAGGACAAACCCCAGAUCCUCUUACCAGAAGAGAACUGUUAAGUCAAAUCUCUGCCCUCUAUGAUCCACUUGGUCUUGUGGCUCCUGCAAAGCAAAAGGGAGCUAUUCUGGUUCGAAGGGCUUUUCAAGAAGCAAAGCUAAUGUAUUGCACAAGAGACACGUGGGAUGCUGCUCUGUCUAAGGAGCUCCGAGAAGAUGCCAUAAAGCUGCUAGAGGAAUAUGCUGACUUGAGCCAACUCAGAUUCAUCAGAUCCCUGACUCCCCCAGACCCGCAUGCAAGUCCAAUUGGCAUCACAUUUAUUUUCUGAUGGCAGUGAGCAUGCAUAUGGUGCUGUGUUGUACCUACGAUGGAAUGGUAC